Messenger RNA from Pelmatolapia mariae (spotted tilapia), 4713 nucleotides. RefSeq names its product transmembrane protein 175 (gene tmem175). The record is from RefSeq and is a predicted model, not a curated record. Gene Ontology annotation, molecular function: potassium channel activity; proton channel activity. The transcript is spliced from 10 exons. The coding region runs from base 52 to 1617 and encodes 521 amino acids. NCBI's taxonomy places the organism in Eukaryota, Metazoa, Chordata, Actinopteri, Cichliformes, Cichlidae.
UGUCUGUCCGCUGUGUGUGGAUGAGCAGCACGCCCCAGCAGCUCCUCCAGGAUGGGGGAAAACGACGACAGCGACAUCAUAGAGCACCACGUCGAGGAGGAGAUGGAGAAGAAAGGUGCGAGGAGCUACGCAGCUUCCUCCUCCUUCCUGGAGAGCGUCAGUCCGUCCGAGAGAGAGGGCCACAGCAGCACCCAGUCCUCCCACAGACUGCUGGCCUACAGCGAUGCUCUCAUCUCCAUUAUCGCCACUGUCAUGAUUUUACCUGUUGCUCACACCAAAGUGGAAGAUAAUGAGGAAUUGAGGGAGAGUCUUCAGGGUCUACUUACCACAAAGAUCGGCGUUUACUUGAUGACAUUCCUCAUUGUGACUGUUGCCUGGGCUGCUCAUAUCAGGUUGUUUCAAGUUGUUGUUCGUAUUGAUGACUGUCUCGCACUUCUGAACCUUGCCUGCAUGAUGCUGAUAACCUUCCUCCCCUACACAUUUUCUUUAAUGGCGACCUUUCCUGAGAACAUCCUCGGGAUUUUACUCUUCUGUGGUUGUGUGAUGGUGAUCGGCGUCAUUCAGUCGGUGAUUGUGUUGUACGCCUUCAGCCGCCCCUUCCUCCUGAAUGAGCAGAUCCAGAUCUCAGAGAACCAGACCUUCUACAAACACCACAUCCUCAAAGUCAUCAUGAAGGUUCCCAUCAUGUGCUUCUUCGCCAGCAUCUUCUCCUUCAUCUUCUUCCAGCUGUCUUACGUUCUCUUGGCCAUCGUCAUCUUCCUGCCUUACAUCUCCCAGUGUUUGAAGUGGUGUCGCAGCAAAGCCAUCGGUCAGGUGGAGGAAACUCCAGACUCCAUGUUGUUCUACACGUACCUGCCUAAUGAACCCCUCAGCAAAGAGCGAGUGGAGGCUUUCAGCGACGGAGUUUAUGCCAUCGUAGCAACACUUCUCAUCUUGGACAUAUGCGAGGACAACGUCCCAGAUCCCACAGUCGUGCAGAAGCAGUUUGGCGGCAGCCUGACAGCGGCUCUGCGGGUUUACGGCCCCGAGUACCUCGCCUACUUUGGUUCGUUCGCCACCGUCGGCCUUCUCUGGUUUGUCCAUCACUCGCUUUUCCUCCAUGUCACCAAGGCAACGCGCUUCAUGGGCCUGCUGAACACCUUCUCGCUGGCGUUCGUCGGAGGUUUACCGUUAGCCUACCAGCUAACGCACGAGUUCCCGCCUAACUCUCACAAUGAGCUGGAAGCCAUUCAGAUUAGCUGUGUGAUCAUUUUCUUCGCAGGUAUUUUUCAGCUCGCCAUUUGGGUGGUCGCUCUGUACAAUGAACAGGAAACUCUGCACCCCUACGUGCGAUACGGUGGACGUGAGCACGUGCUUAUGCUGGCUAAGCUGGCUCUGUACCCCUGCAUAGCUUUGGGGACGUUUUUCCUCACGUGCAUUUUGAGUAAAUUUAGUGCCCCGAUUUUCCACCUGAUGGAGAUCACGGUGCCUUUUGCUUUUCUAGUGUUGAGGAUUUUGGUGCGUCUCGGGUUAGCGCUGCUACGGCUACUUUUCUGUCCUGACAGGUCCGAUCGGAGGAUCGUCAUAGAGGAGGAAGCUGACGAAACAAGAGUGCCAUUUAAUGCUCUAGUUACAUAGGGGACGUGGACAGGGAAGUGACGCCAACUGACAGAUCUGAGAGGCAAUGUUGCUGAAGGGCUUGGGCUGUGAAUGUGCUUAUAUUUGACCUCAUGAGGAGCCUGCUGGGCUUCACACUGGUAACAAAAUGGAAAGCAUUUAGACCGAUUCAAAUGUUGAGAGCAUCGGUGUGAAUGGGAUUAGAUAUAAACCAUGUGCACUGAAGGAGAUUUAUUAGGGAAAUACUUAGUGGAGCAGAGCGCUGAAGAACAGAGCUGAUACUGACGGCCAGAGCCUAUUCGUUCAUUAUUUUCUUUACAGUAACAUGAAGAGUACCAGUGCAGGUUUAAUCAGCAGUUAAUCAAUGUGAUUCAGUCAUUGUGUUUUAUUACUUCCUGUGCAGAGCACGGUCCGUCCAGCCGCUAUCAGUUAACUGAGCCUUACAGAAUAGCCUCUAAUCACCCACCGAGGAUUUUCUGAGCAUGUUCAGACGCAUCCCCCUGCAGGAGGACAUCCAUGAGCUGACGCUGUGGCAGGAGAAGUCUUUCUGUCAAACUGGUCUCCUUUGUGACACGUUAGCAAUCGGACGAGGCUUUAAGUCUUGAGUGUUGGCACUUUAAAAAUACUUCUAAUCAGGAGAGGCCAUAACUUUUCAAAUUGCACUAUAUUUCCAUCAUGUGUAUGUUAGUCUAAUAACCGCAGUAAUGUGACUUUUUUAAAUUUAUGUCGCUAUUGCAUCGUCCACAUCAUGCACUCUGUGUACGUUACUUUGACUACAUGAUUAUUACGCCCCGAUUUACAGAAAAUAUGUGAAAAUCCAAGUUUUUAGGGCAUCGCUGUAGCUUCUUGGGGUGUAACAAGGGUAUUAUUAUUACUUAUUUCAAAAAAUAAAUUGGGGGAAUCAAACAUUAAAUAAACAUGUAAAUGUAGAAAAUGUCAGAUUAUGCAUGUUUGAGGCUUGUUUUGUUUUUGCAUUAACACCAAGUUUUAUGAAAACUAUGUUUUUACAUAUACCAACAUUAACUGACCUAAACAUUUUUUUUAAAUGAGGGUUGUAAACCUUUCUCCAGUAGGGGGCGCUGUUGUUAUUGAUGUAUUGCUCCAUGAUGCUGAUAUUUUUGUUUGUUUUUUCGACUGACUCAAAGAAAACUAUGAUGCACUUUAAUAGAAACCUUCCAGAGGACGCAGAAAGGUUUGUCUGCGUUUGCUUUGUUUGUCUGAGUCGUUCUGCUUUCAUAUCCCAGCUGCACUACAGUGCAUCGUUUUAGUUUGAGGGUAUUCAUAACUGAUCAUUCGGGCCUUGUACUUGGAAGCAAGUUAAAUUCAGGAUAUCUUUCCGUUGUCUGGCUUCACGAACCCUGACAGCCCCAAUCAGGCCAAGCAGUCACACGAAGGUUGUUAUCAACCUGAUAGCAUGAUCACGUGGGCAGCAGUGACUGACUUUUAUGUAGUGCGCUACUAGAAAAAUCUGAGGUGGUUAAGCACAAAACAGACUGAAAGCACCGCGGCUGCUGAACCACCUUUGUAAUACUAAAACCCAGGUUUAGUCUCAAGUUACCUGGAUAAGCCAAAAUCCUGCUGUUGGUGUUGGUGGCUGUUAUUGGUGGGAGCAGCAAAGUUGUUAGUUUUGUCACUGUAUAACUUUCCCAUUUAUCUUGAUACUUCUCAUGGUGAAAAUAAUGAACACAAAAUGGCAUUAACAUCUUUAUGUAUUACAACCUAAUCACUUCUUUGCUUCGUUUACAUUUUUAUUGUCUUUAUCUGCUCGGUGGUGUGUUUAAAGCUCAGUAGAGUCGAUAGGAAACGUCUGACCAGCUCUUUAUGCUUACAUGUGUGUUAGUAACGGCUCUAUCAGUGCAAACUCCACAUUCGUUCUUUCACUCUGUGCAAAAUCUCUCUUUUCCUGUCAGGCUUUGUUUUGUGAAUAAAUCUGAAGUUGAUCCUUUAAUGUAAAAGUGAUUGGUUUGUCUUUUCAUUAUCAAAAACACAAAUCGGAAUAAAAACAUGUUAAAGAAAAAAGUCUUUAUUUACCUCCGUACAUUAAACACCGUCACAAUCUCUCUAUUAAGAUAUCAGUGUGUUUAUUUACCGUACUUUGUAUUGCCCCUAAUAUUAAACAGCAUUAUUCCUCAAUAGAUAGAUACACAUUUUCCUUAUCCAUCUCAUUAGAAAACAUUUCUGCUCAAAGCAAAUCAAACCAAAUGUACACAAAAUGAUAAAUUAAAAACACAACUGAAAGUCUGCAUCGUCACCUGACAGCUUACCUGUUCUCUUUUCUACCUUUGUGUGCAACAUGGUAAGAAAGUAUAAAUUAGUAUGCACGUGUGUCGUGGAACUACAGCUGUAAAUAUGGAGUCUCAAGUGUCCCAGUGAAAUAAUAUACAUCUUAAGUAUAUCAAUUAAAGAUUCAUUAGAUGGCCACAGCUAUAGCUCACCUGGCCAGGUAACAAAGACUUGAGUCCCACCUGCUGCUCAUUCGCUCCAUACUUUCCAGAUUACAACCUGAACUGUGCUGCUUAAAGAGAAAAGGUUAAACUGGUAGUGUGCAAUAAACAGGCUCUGGAGAGAACGUGGGUAGGACUAAAACUAAAUAUUAGAUUGGUAAAAGAACAGCAAACACUCCAACACCCACUGGGAAAUGAAUCCACACCGUCAGACUGACUGAUGGUGUUGAUUAUGAUCAUUAUUAUUCAUUAAGAGACUGGAGAAAUCAGUACUAUAGUAUUUAACAUAAAGUAUAUAUAUUUUUAAAUAAAAGGCACUUCUAAAGUUCGCUCAUUAUCCCUCCAGACAAUACACAGAGUCAUUACCUGGGACAGCAGCUAAUUUAUAUACACAUUUUUAAUUAAUUUACGAGUCACAUUAUUCCAGUGGCACACUCCAGGCUCCAUAUAAAUCCAUUCUAACAAAUAAUUCUGUGUCAAUUCCUGCUCCUACUUUUGGUCGGAUCUCUUUAGUGUUGACACGUCGGUCCAGACGUCUGCGUCCUUCGCUGCCUCUGUGAAUGCUGGACACGUGAGGGGUGCGUAAAGAAAAGCGCGUAAAGCAGUAGUUAAAAGAUUUACACAGUACGAUAUCGCUGGUCCCAAAAAUUCAACCUGAACCUCUCAUUCACAU